AUUCAAUCAUCCUUCUACUCAAACCUCCAAAUAAAAAACCAUUAAAAUAAGUUAAAAGAACACCAAAACAAAAUGAACGUAACAACAAAAACCAAGCUAAUUAAAAUAUUAAUACCAACUUCAAUAACCUUCAUCAUAAUUUUACUUAUACCAAAACCCACAUUCGAAACCUCUACAAAAUCUCACCAUAUCCAUACCCAAAACCAUCUCCAAUUAGCAGAAUCCCAUUGUGAUGGCACACUUUACCCUGACCUUUGCAUCUCCACCAUCUCCUCCAUUCCCCAUUUUCACAAAAAAUCCCUAACUGAAAUCUUGCAAGACAUCAUCCGAGUCACCGAAGCCGAAGUUCGGGCUUCUGAACACAAUGUAUCCGAUAUUGAAUCCGGAAACCGGCAUAGUUUGACCCGUUUACAACAUUAUGCUGUUAAAGAUUGCUUGGAGCUUUUGGGUGAUACUAUAGAUGAGCUUGAAACUGUUCUUGAUGAUUUAGCGGGUCAGUGUGGCCCGACCCGUAAUUUCACCGACAUUGGUACUUAUUUGAGUGCAGCCAUGACAAAUCAGUAUACCUGUCUUGAAGGGUUUGCGGGCGGGUCGAGUCGGACUUUAAGGAAGUUUAUCCAAAAUGGGUUGUUUCACAUUUCCCAACAUGUUAGCAACUCAUUAGCAAUUUUAAAGAAAAUAAGUGGGACCAACCAUUGUAAAAAUAAAAAUCAUGGGAGUUUAUCAAAUAAUGAUGAUGAUUUAGAAGAUGUAAAUGGAUUGGAUCGGGUCGGGUUUCCGGGUUGGAUGAAGAGGAAGGAUAGGCGGCUGUUACAAUCAGCGCCCCCAUCGGCAGCCGGGAAUGGGAGUAGUAUUCCGGUGGAUUUAGUGGUGGCGAAAGACGGGUCGGGUAAUUUUAGUAGUAUCGAAGAGGCAGUGUCGGCAGCUCCGAAUAGGAGUCGGACCCGGUUUGUGAUAUACAUAAAAAGUGGAGUUUAUUUUGAGAAUGUGGAAGUGGAAAGGCUGAAAAGUAAUAUUAUGUUUUUAGGAGAUGGAAUUGGGAAGACUAUUAUUAAGGCUAAUAGGAAUGUUGUUGAUGGGUAUACUACUUUCAGGUCUGCUACUCUUGCUGUUGUAGGACCUGGGUUCAUAGCCAAAGGCAUAACAGUAGAAAACACGGCAGGCCCAACAAAACACCAAGCAGUAGCUCUACGAAGCAAUUCAGAUCUUUCCGCCUUCUAUCAAUGCAGCUUUCUCGGCUACCAAGACACAUUAUACCCCCAUUCCUUGCGCCAAUUUUAUAGAGAAUGUGACAUUUACGGCACAAUAGACUUCGUAUUUGGUAACGCAGCUGUUGUAUUGCAAAACUGUAACUUGUAUGCUCGAGAGCCUCUUCCGAGACAAAAAAACAUCUACACAGCUCAAGGCCGAGAAGAUCCUAAUCAAAAUACCGGAAUCUCCAUCUUGAACUGCAAAGUUACGGCUGCAGCUGAUCUUGCGGCUAACAAAACUGCUUACAAAACGUACCUUGGAAGGCCGUGGAAGGAGUAUUCCAGAACGGUUUUUAUGCUGUCAAAUAUUGAUGAUGUUGUUGAUCCUGCCGGUUGGUUAGAAUGGGACGGCGAUUUUGCAUUAAACACAUUGUUUUAUGGGGAAUACAUGAACCGAGGUCCUGGAUCUAACACGAGUGCUCGUGUUUCUUGGCCAGGUUAUAGAGUUAUAACCAACGCUAGCGAUGCAAGUAAAUUUACUGUUGAGAAUUUGAUUUCUGGUGGCGAAUGGCUUCCGUCUUAUGGCAUUCCUUAUUAUCCCAAUUUGACUGAGAAUUGAUGAAGUUAUAGUAUAUAUAUAGUCCUAUAUGGGAUUGUUUCAAGUCUCAAAGCUCUUAAACUAUAGAAUAAUUGUCUACUACACAUCGAUUAUGUUUAUGAUCAUAAGAUUUUAUAUUUUAUUAUAGUAUGGACCUUGUGUGGCUUGUGGGCCGACCCAUUGCAGCGCCAUCUAAAGCGCAAAGUAACAAAUGUACUUGUACACGUUAUAAUCGUACAUGUUAUGAAAAAUUAUAAUUAUAUAUAUAUAA
This is a messenger RNA of Amaranthus tricolor (Joseph's coat), 2059 nucleotides long. Its product is annotated as pectinesterase-like. The coding region runs from base 73 to 1809 and encodes 578 amino acids. Gene Ontology annotation, molecular function: pectinesterase activity; pectinesterase inhibitor activity. Gene Ontology annotation, biological process: cell wall modification. The record is from RefSeq and is a predicted model, not a curated record. Lineage: Eukaryota; Viridiplantae; Streptophyta; Magnoliopsida; Caryophyllales; Amaranthaceae. The transcript is spliced from 2 exons.